Iphiclides podalirius (scarce swallowtail) is the source of this 1020-nucleotide messenger RNA. Lineage: Eukaryota; Metazoa; Arthropoda; Insecta; Lepidoptera; Papilionidae. The record is from the annotation of a GenBank genome assembly.
AUGAAAACAAAAAGUUUUCUACUGUUUUCGACAUCCGUGUUUGCUAUAAGUUUAUUUCUGAUAGUAUUUCACUCACAGCCACCGCAAUCAAUUCAAAAUAUCGUUACACAAACUCAUCAACAUAUAAAGGACUUUCAGGAGAAGCUGCGCGAUGUGGAGUCAAACCACAUGGUGCAGGAGGAGCGGUAUGCUCAGCUGCUGGGACUCGAUGGACGGGCGGAGGCAUGGCACAACUGUACCCUGCCCUCGCUCGUGACGUACGCACGCGGCGAUGGGCACGCGCUCGCCGUCGCAUUCGUGCGCCACGCUGCGCGCCUACCCUACACCGUGCUGCUCUACAACAUUGGCCUUAAGCCGUACUCACUCGCCGUGGUGUCAAGCUACUGCAACUCGUCGAAGUGUGCCGUCAUUGAUUUCGAUUUGAGCGCCUUCCCGUCGCACGUGAGCGACGAGAGCAUAUUCGCCAUUAGACCUCUCAUAAUACAGCACGCGCUGAGCCGCGUGGGCGGCGUGAUAUUCGGCGAGAGCCGGCAGCGCUGGCGCGGCUCUUGCGGGCAGCUGGCGGCGCUGUGGGCGCGCGCGGCCCGCGCCGGCGUGGUGGCGUGGCCGCGGCGCGCGGCCGUCACCUCGCUCACGCACCCGCGCAUGUUCGCCUACCUGCGCGCGAGCGCCGACGACUUCCUCUUCGUGCAGAUGCUCGACGCCGAGCGGCUGCUGGUGGCGGCGGCGGCGGCCGACGUCAUGCGCCCCUGGGUGCGGUGCGCGCUCACGCUCGACUGCAUCAUGCCCCUCGGCGCGCAGACGGUGGGGUGCCGCUUCGACAAGAAGCCGCAGUACCGGUACUCCGGCUGCCACGCGCAGGACGCGUCGGCGCUGAGCAUCGUGCUGGGGCUGCGCUGGGGCUUCGACGAGGCGCGCUACGUGGAGCGCGCGCCGCUGUGGCGGCCGCAGCCCCGCGCCGACGCGCAGACCGCCCUGGCCGGAGCGCCCGCCAACGCCUCCGCGGAGCCGCGCCGCCUC